AUGUCGGCCCAAGAGUAUUACCAGCAAGGCCCGCCGCAGGGCUACAACAGCCCGCCGCCGCAGGGCUACGGCGCCCCCGCGCCAGGGCCGUAUCCGCAGCAGUAUCCCCAACAUCCUCAACCUGCGUAUCCCGGACCAGCACCGGGCCCGCAAGGCUACCAUUACCCUCCCCAGGGUCAAAUGCAAUAUCAGGAGCAGCCGCGUGCGCGAGGGGUCGUUUAA
Chaetomium globosum CBS 148.51 is the source of this 222-nucleotide messenger RNA. RefSeq lists its product as uncharacterized. The transcript has 3 exons. The record is from RefSeq and is a predicted model, not a curated record. Lineage: Eukaryota; Fungi; Ascomycota; Sordariomycetes; Sordariales; Chaetomiaceae. The coding region runs from base 1 to 222 and encodes 73 amino acids.